CUUGCUUUCUUUUCUCCGAGCUCUCACUACUCCAUUCAUGGCUAACGAUGACCCCCAAACCCAAGCGUUCGAUCUCGUAAUCCUUGGCGCCUCCGGCUUCACCGGAAAAUACGUCGUCCGGGAAGCCCUCAAGUUCCUCGGCACUCCAAAUUCCCCUCUCAAAACCCUCGCCCUCGCUGGCCGCAACUCCUCCAAGCUAGCCCAAUCCCUAGCCUGGGCCGCCGCUCCCUCCCCUCCUCCCCCCAUCCCCCUCAUCUCCGCCGACGUCUCUGACCCCUCCUCCCUACUCGCUCUCUGCCGCCGCACCAAGCUCCUUCUCAACUGCGUCGGCCCCUUCCGCGUCUAUGGCGACCCCGUCGUCGCCGCCUGCGUCGAGGCCGGCAUCGACUACCUCGACAUCUCCGGCGAGCCGGAAUUCAUGGAGAGGAUGGAGGCUAAAUACCACGAGAAGGCCGUAAAGGUGGGAUCUUUGGUGGUUUCGGCCUGCGGGUUCGACUCGGUGCCAGCGGAGAUGGGGCUGAUGUUCAAUUCGAGGCAAUGGGUCUCGCCGGCGGUGCCGAAUCGGGCGGAGGCGUACCUGAGCUUGGAGUCGGAGACGAGGAUUGUUGGGAAUGUGGGGACUUACGAGUCGGCGGUGCUCGGAGUGGCCAAUGCUGGGCAAUUGCAGGAGCUUAGAAGGUCUAGGCCUAAAAGAGCUAGGCCUGCGAUUCCAGGCCCCCCACCUCCUAAAGGACCAUUAAUAGAGCACCAGAAGUCAGUUGGACUUUGGGCAAUCAAGCUACCCUCUGCUGAUGCCAUUGUUGUCCGUAGAACACUUGCUACUCUAACAGAGAACCCACAUGGUCUCCAGGGUGUUGAUGAAACUGAAGAGCAUAUUGAGAAGAGGAAGAAUUUCUGGUCAACAGUGAAGCCGGCCCAUUUUGGUGUGAAGAUUGGCACAAAAUCUCUGUUGGGCAUCAUGCGGCUCAUUGUAACUGGAUUGUUCAUCGGUCUCUUCGGUCAAUUUGCUUUUGGGAGAUCGCUGCUUCUAAAAUUCCCUGAAAUAUUCUCUCUCGGUUGGUUUAGAAAGACAGGACCGACGGAGGAAGAGGUGAGAAGUGCUUCUUUCAAGAUGUGGUUCAUUGGAAGUGGCUACAGCAAUGGCAGCCUUGCAUUACAAGGUGGUGGAAAACCAGAUGCCGAAAUAAUCACCAGAAUAUCAGGCCCUGAGAUCGGAUACCUGACCACUCCAAUUAUUCUAGUUCAAUGUGCUCUUAUUGUGCUGGGCCAACGUGCUAACUUGCCCAAAGGAGGUGUUUAUCCUCCAGGGAUUGUCUUUGGUCCAACUGAUCUCCAAGAACGGCUCCAAGAAAAUGGGAUAUCUUUUGAAGUCAUCUCAAAGAAGACUCUCUCACGUUGACCUCGUGUUUCAGAGUUUAAACAUAAGUCUCUUGCAUUGUUGUUUUCGUUUCUGUUAUAAUGCUGGUAGCUCGUUAUAAUAAUCUAGGUAAAGAUUUUGCAAGAUGACUUCAUCAAAAAAUAAAUUAGGGAUGUGAUGUUAUAUCAUGCAACGGGAUGCUACUGUUGAUGCUAUCACCAUAUAUGAACUGCUGCAGGGCCAUGAGGUCCAUAAUGUUGUUAAA
Molecule: messenger RNA, 1622 nt
Organism: Elaeis guineensis (African oil palm)
Lineage: Eukaryota; Viridiplantae; Streptophyta; Magnoliopsida; Arecales; Arecaceae
Product: probable mitochondrial saccharopine dehydrogenase-like oxidoreductase At5g39410
Biological process (GO): glycolipid biosynthetic process
Cellular component (GO): plasma membrane; lipid droplet; mitochondrion
Source: RefSeq, a predicted model, not a curated record